AUGGCAUCCCCUGGCCACACGGCCGUGAACGUUUCGUUGUCGCUUGUGGCGCUCUGUUUCCUCUUCACCGGUCUAGCUGUCGUAGCCGACGACCACUUGGUGCCUGCGAUCGAAGUUCUGUGCGAGAAACUCGAUAUUCCCGAGGAGGCAGCGGGCGCGUCGUUCCUGGCGUUUGGUAGUGCCGCGCCAGAGAUUCUUUUGAACGCGGUUGCGACGUGCGAACACUGA
Messenger RNA from Aphanomyces invadans, 228 nucleotides. RefSeq lists its product as hypothetical. Gene Ontology annotation, molecular function: calcium channel activity; calcium, potassium:sodium antiporter activity. Gene Ontology annotation, cellular component: membrane. The transcript has a single exon. NCBI's taxonomy places the organism in Eukaryota, Oomycota, Saprolegniomycetes, Saprolegniales, Verrucalvaceae. Gene Ontology annotation, biological process: intracellular calcium ion homeostasis; calcium ion transmembrane transport. The coding region runs from base 1 to 228 and encodes 75 amino acids. The record is from RefSeq and is a predicted model, not a curated record.